AUGCCCGCCACAGCCGGCCCGUUGAGUAGCGUCACCUUCGCCUCAACAUCUACAAGUCUCCGCUUAUGGCGACUACAGCAGCCAGUCGGGGGUCCUGCUGAUGGAUCCGUCUCCCCAGAGGAUGACGAGGAUGAUCAAGAGCAUCAGCAACAAUCGGGCACUGGUGGUGGUGGUGGUGGCCCGGCUCUACCAAGCAGUGUGGAACAGAUAGCCAAGCUGCAGAAUACACAUAAGGUGAUGAUUUUUGGGCUCAUCCUUGGUGCUGUUGGUAAAGGCAAGUGUAUGACAGACUCUGCUGCUGUUGAUACUACCAUCACGUUAUGGGACGUCAGUCGGGAGAAGAUGGAUACACAGAUGAUUGCUCAUGACAAGGCUGUGCUAGAUGUGGCCUUCGCGGCAGACAGUGAUAAAAUAUUCGGCUCUGUAUCCGAUGAUGGCUCACUUCGGCUAUUCGAUUCUCGGGAUCUAGAUCAUUCUACUAUAAUGUACGAGUCGCCAUCAGCACCAGGAUCGAACACUCCGCCGCCGCCUUUGUAUAAGCUUUACUGGAAUAAGUGGAACCCACAUUUGAUCGCUACCUUCUCGGAAGACUCCAUUUACGGUCUAGUAUUCGACACCCGAAAAGGUUUCGAGUCGAUUGGCCUGAACCCGAUCUGCGAGGGUAGCCAGGAUACUGUAUGCGCCGGGACCAAUGCGAUGGCUUGGUGCAACUCUUAUGCGUUGGGAACAUGCCAUGCUGAUGGGUGA
Messenger RNA from Perkinsus marinus ATCC 50983, 747 nucleotides. RefSeq lists its product as hypothetical. The transcript has 7 exons. Gene Ontology annotation, molecular function: protein binding. Gene Ontology annotation, cellular component: nucleus. NCBI's taxonomy places the organism in Eukaryota, Perkinsozoa, Perkinsida, Perkinsidae. The record is from RefSeq and is a predicted model, not a curated record. Bases 1 to 747 code for a protein of 248 amino acids.